ACAGUGGACAUGUUCUGUUCCUUCUAUAAAUAAUUAAGAAAUUCGGGUCAGUGCUCCACCCCUCUCCUCUCUCUCCUCUCUCUAAAUCUCUCUGAACGCCUAAGUCAGCGCCCUCCUGGGCCCCUCCCUCUCUCUCCCUCUCUCUAUGUCUUUUUGUGAUGUGAGCCCAAUAUAAAUGGGGACAUCGGAGAAACAGUGGCAGAGAGAUUGUGAGGCAUAACAGUGAGUGAGUAAGUGAAUGAGUGAGUGGGGUUGGUGAGAUUAUCGCGAGGUUCGAGGCAGUCCCCCACAACCCCCCUCCCUUUUUAACUUUUUAAGACCGCUGAAAUGGCUGACGAAUGGGAUCUGCGUGCGGUGGUGAAGCGCCCCACAACCGCCGCCAUUAACACCACCCAAUUCAACAACACCACCAUAGAAAACCCUUUACCAGAUUUCUCUUCUCUUAGCUUCCAAAACAAUGAUCCCCCAUUUGACUAUCCUCCUCUUGCUCACCAACCAAGCUUCCAAUUUCAAGGUUUGGAAGAAAUUUACAAGGAUUUUAAUUCUCAGCCGCCGCCGCCGCCGCCGCCGCCAAUCAACCCCACCUACGCGGUCCCCUUUUUCGGAGGACUCGUAAAUCAACAGCCUCAACUACUUCCUCCACCACCACCACCACCACCACUGCCGCAGAUACCACAACAGCAGCAACUAAUGCAGCCCCUCUUCAACAACAACUCUCUCACCGGUUCCUCUUCUCAAACCGGUGGUCGAUAUCGAAAAAGGAAGAAUCACCAGACAAAGUUAGUGCGUCAGAUGACUCGUGAGGAACUGUUGGCAGAUUCGUGGGCGUGGAGGAAGUACGGUCAGAAACCCAUCAAAGGCACCCCAAAUCCGAGGAACUACUACAGAUGCAGCACGUCGAAAGGUUGUGCAGCGAGGAAGCAAGUGGAGAAAAGCCCCUCGGAUCCGAACAUUUACGUGGUCUAUUACAGCGGUGAACACACCCACCCUCGUCCAACUCAGCGGAAUUCUCUGGCCGGAACUACCCGCAACAAGCUCUCAAAUAAACUUCGCAAACCCAUUUCCGGCGAAGCACCACCACCGUCCGCCGCCAUCGUGCCCAACCCCUCGUGUUCGUCGUCGUCACCAGUCUCUGCUGCCUCAAGUUUCUCUCCAUCAACCCCAUUGAUGGAAGGCGAAAGUGUACCUCACGACAACACUCAAAGUCAACCCCCCCAAAACAACAACAACAACAACGGAUACGAUGAAAUGGAGGAGGACUCUGAGAAUGAUGACGACAUACUCAUCCCUAAUAUACUUAUGAGUGAAGAUAUAAUCAAGGGGUUUCAAGAGCUCAGCAGAGGCUAUCCUGGUUUUAAUGGUUUGGAUUCGAGGUAUGACAUCGGCGGCAAGUUUUCGACUCGAUUUCCGGCUCCAUGAACACCUCCUCCGCCGCCAAAUCCACCUCUUCCGCCGACGGAGGUGGUUGUUGAGCGGCCGCUAAAGUCGGGAGGCUUGGAUUUUCCAGACUCCGCUUUUUUAUCUUUGUCUGCCAAAUGGGACGAAGGAGAUAUAGGAAGCAUCUCUUCCAUCUCCACCACCACCUUUUUUUUUUUACUUUUUGUCUUUUUGUCUUUGUAUUUUUGUAUUUUUUUUUUUUGUGUUUGUUCUUCUUUAAUUUAAAUUUUGUAUAGACUUCACCAACAUAGUUGUCCUCUCUGUUCACCGCGUCAUUACAAUAGAUAGUUUUAUGUUUG
Camellia sinensis is the source of this 1736-nucleotide messenger RNA. RefSeq names its product WRKY DNA-binding protein 27 (gene WRKY27). Gene Ontology annotation, cellular component: nucleus. Gene Ontology annotation, biological process: regulation of DNA-templated transcription. The record is from RefSeq and is a predicted model, not a curated record. NCBI's taxonomy places the organism in Eukaryota, Viridiplantae, Streptophyta, Magnoliopsida, Ericales, Theaceae. Gene Ontology annotation, molecular function: transcription cis-regulatory region binding; DNA-binding transcription factor activity.